This is a messenger RNA of Suillus subaureus, 482 nucleotides long. RefSeq lists its product as uncharacterized. The transcript has 2 exons. The coding region runs from base 204 to 464 and encodes 86 amino acids. Lineage: Eukaryota; Fungi; Basidiomycota; Agaricomycetes; Boletales; Suillaceae. The record is from RefSeq and is a predicted model, not a curated record.
CCAUCCUGAUCCCUCUCUAACUCACCCCCGCCGUACUUUUGCACUGUCCUGGGGAUCGCGUCCACGUGCUCUCCUCGCUCACCUUCCUCAACUCUUCCGCCGUUCCAAUCCCAGUGCUGAUGAACCAAUCGAAUCCCAGCAACGCCCAGGGCCCAGUACCUCCUCUCGUCGCAGUCCUCCUGUUGUCGAAGUUCCUGCACUAGAUGACAAGAAGGUAUGUCUUGUUGGGGGUUUCUCUCUACAGGCACUGUAUACUGCUCGGCAACCGGAACGAGCUAGCGACAAGGCGAAACGCAUCAAGAACCCCGCAUGGUGGGCUCGUGUUGUGUUGUUCCUUUGCUGUGCAUCUCCUUCCACCGAUAGUAGCCAUUGAUGAACGCAGCAUAUGGACAAUCUCGAUGUCUAGUUCCGUUCCUCUGUUUUGUUAUCUCGUUGUAAUGUAUAUUUCGCUAUACCAUCAAUAACGAUCAUUAACCUCUCGC